This is a messenger RNA of Dendrobium catenatum, 1445 nucleotides long. RefSeq lists its product as uncharacterized. The record is from RefSeq and is a predicted model, not a curated record. Lineage: Eukaryota; Viridiplantae; Streptophyta; Magnoliopsida; Asparagales; Orchidaceae. The transcript has 6 exons. The coding region runs from base 186 to 1433 and encodes 415 amino acids.
UUUUCAAGAAUGUGCUCACUGGUAAAAGAAAUGAUUCGACUGAGUGAGUAACUUCGGACGAAUCAUUUCCCAAAAAAAGUCAGCUUUUCACGAAUCGUCACCUGUGAUCGGCGACAUGAUCCGGCGAUAUAAGCUUAGGGAAUCCGACCGGCAAAAUUCAGUUCUUUACACCAGAGUUUCAAGCCAUGGCCUACAUUCCUCCUCACAAGCGGCAUCACUCGAAAGAUGCCGAUCAAUCAACUCCUACGCCUUCACCAAUUCCCGCCUCUUUCAGUCCCCGCUUCCAAAAAGCCCUAAACUUAGGCCCUAGCCGCCGCCGGAAGGACCGCCAUGGUGCCGGCAAGAUCGUUUACGCUGCAGAUUCCAUCUCCCGAUGGUGGCCCGUCGGCGCCCCCGCUGACGGUGAUCCUAUUCCUGCCUCGUUCCGCCUGGAGCCUUUUGAUUGCGAGAUCGUAGAGCGGAGGAAUGGCGAAAAGCCGUUGGUUCUCGUGGGCGGCGGGGAGUUGGAGGAGAGUGCUGCUGAAGGGCAAGAUAUACCGCCUUGGGUGUCGAUAGCAGAGAGGAUAGUGCCCGACUUGAUCACUGCUGCGCUAGGCGCUAGAAACGAGUUGAAACAGGACGGGGAUGAGGUGGUGAAGCUCAGUUUUGUUGCUCGACCUGGAAAGAACAUUUUCCUUGGACGCUCUUCAUUUAGCAUUGAUUCCAUCAGGAAGGCUGCAUCCACACUGCUUAAUUCUAGCAACAGACUACCUAAAAUAUUCUAUACAAAUGUUCCAAAUGCAUAUAUGGAAAAUGUCCAAACUUCAGUUGCUCCCAAAAUUGGUUUUACAUUUCACUCUGAGAAAGAAUAUUACCAUAUAAAGGUUUCUGACAAGUGCAGACCAGAUAUAACUAUUAUAUGUAAGUGUAUGGUCAGGGAGAACAGACAACUAGAACUAUACAAGAUCGAAUAUAAUCUAGUGCGGCAUCUAGUGGCAGAUAUAUCUUGCCUCAAUAAGGAGCUAGACCUUCGACUACUGCUGGUCACUAAAAGGAAAAUGAAAACCAUUGAUAAUGAAGAAAAUGAUGCCAUGAACGAGCUAGUAAGUUCUGCUGUAAUAGAUCCAGAUGUGAAAGGAGGGCUCAGAUGGCCUCUUGGUAAACAAUCUGCUGCUGAGCGGUUCAGUGUUAUAGGAGCCUGGCAUUGCAAACGUGUUGAUCUAAAAAGCGAUUCGAUAAGGCUUUUGCUAUUGCGUGCUGAUCGAUUCGAUUUUACUAACUCAACUGGAGAGGUUUCUACUGAAGUAACUUUGAAAAUGACUGAAAUAACUAAGUACUUGAUGGAAGGAGAUAUGGAAACUGGCUUGCUGGAGGUGAUGGUUCAAGAGUUAGUGAAGCUGUUUUGGGACCAUUUACUAAGGUGCAAUGAUCUAACAUCAACUAAGCCUACUUGACAAUAUUUUCAA